AUGCAGGAUAUAGAGGUGACAAGUUUCGAGGAAGACGAGGGAAUGCUCGUGCAGCGCGAGGAUAGUGGUGCUACCGGCGGGGGUGAACGACAUAUCCAGAUCCACCCUCUUGUUAUUGUAAACAUUACGGAUCACCAUGCGCGGCAGAAGUGUUAUUCACAAUUGAGCCAAUCAGGGGCGCUGCAAGUCAUCGGCGCACUGUUUGGCAUCCAGAGAGGCCUAGACGUCGACGUAUACGACUCGUUCGAGAUGAAAGUUGAUGUCGAUAAUGGAGAAAUCCAAAUUGAUAAAGAGUUUCUCACCUCGCGGAUCCAACAGUUUUCGCAGGUCUUCCCAGGCUUUGAGCUGCUCGGUUGGUAUACGAUAGGUGACAAGGCUCUUUCAAUUGAUUUGGCGGUGCAUCGAGUGGUUAUGGAGUUUAAUGAGAGUCCGUUAUUCAUGAUUCUUAAUCCAAAUAUUCUAGGAUCUAAUACGAAGAAAAAACUACCAAUCUCACUAUUUGAAUCGGAGCUGCACAUGCUUAACGGUGUGCCGAAGAUGAUUUUUGUCAAGGCCCCGUUUAAAAUCGAGACAUCGGAAACGGAGGGCAUUGCCAUCGAUCACAUUUCAAAGAUUGCGCCGAUUGCUGAUGGCAGCAAGUCAUCAUUACAUCCAUAUCUGGGCAAUGUCCGGGACGCCGUGAAAAUGCUAGAUCGACAAGUUGACGGCUUACUGCGCUUUCUUUAUGCCAUGAAAAAUGGCGAAGCGCCGCUGGACCAUAACCUUUUGCGUCAUAUCUCGAGUAUCUGCAAUCAGCUGCCAGCUAUGAAGUCGAAGCGAUUCGACGCAGCUUUUGCGCAAGAGUACAAUGACGCACUUCUGGUCUCGUACCUGGCCACACUUACCAAAGGAGCUGCAAACGCUAAUACCGUCGUUGAUCGAUUCGCAACGACGCAAGAGCGGCACCACCAACGAGGCUCACUAUUGUGA
Molecule: messenger RNA, 969 nt
Organism: Plasmopara halstedii
Lineage: Eukaryota; Oomycota; Peronosporomycetes; Peronosporales; Peronosporaceae
Product: cop9 signalosome complex subunit 6a-like
Exons: 4
Coding region: 1-969 (322 amino acids)
Biological process (GO): protein deneddylation
Cellular component (GO): COP9 signalosome
Molecular function (GO): protein binding; metallopeptidase activity
Source: RefSeq, a predicted model, not a curated record